UAAAAUUUUAUAUAUUUUAUUACUUUAACAUAAAACUGAAUUGAGAGAAGUUGACAUGUUUAUAAUACAGAUCAAAAAAAGUAGGGAAACUCUACAGUAAAAAUGAUAAAAAAUUCCUAAUUAAGCAUUUGAUAUCAAAUCGCUAUUUCUGUCUUUUUUUCUGAUUGAGUUAUUAUCGUUUACUUCAGGAAUGAAUAAAGAGUGAUGCAGUAGCUGUACAAAUAAACACUGAAGAUGGAAACAAGUAAAGAAGAAAAAGCUUUUGCAGAUCUUAAGAUGGUUGUGUCAGAAUGGUUUGAUAAAAACAUAGACAUUAAUAUGCUUAAAGUUUUGUACCGAGACCAUGUAGGAAAUACUUUUGCAUUGCAUAUGGCUUCUGAAACAAUGGACUUAAUUAAUAUGCUGAUUAGUUUUGGAGAUCUGAGUCCAACUAAUCUCAAUCUCCUGUAUGAUACUAUUAAGGCAACACAGCAAUUUGGUCUGGAAGAAGAAAUUAAAAAACAGGUGCCAUCAUUCCAUUUUCCUGAAGAUAUAUGGAAUAAUGAUUUUACUGAAUUCACACCAUAUCGGCUAAGACUUGUGCAGCUAGGCUUGUCGCUGAAUCCAGAUGAUGUCAAAAAGCUCAGUAAACGGUAUAAUGGGAAACAUAAAGACAGCUGGAGUUUGAUUAUGGAUCUAGAACAUAAAAUGAUUAUUUGUGAAAAAGACAUAGACAGUUUCACCCAAAUGUUGAAGAGGCUCGAACUCAAACGAGCUGUGAUAGCUCUAACAGAAGACAUUUCAAGUGUAUUGUUAACCUUUAGAAAAAGACAUCGUGAAGGUGUAAAAGUAACUGUUAAGCGGAAGAGAGGUUCUUCUCAUUUAGAUGAUCAGCCAAAUCCUGAAUGUUUCGAUCCUUUGUUAACUGAACUUCAUAAGUAUAAAAAAUAUUUUGCAGCUUCGAACAUUAAUUCAAAAGAAAUUUUCACACCGCUACUUAAAGAGGUUGUCUCACUUUUCCAAAAUUAUUCUUCAAAUGUGGAUGACAUAGAAAAGGGAUGUGUAGUAUUUCAUAUAUCAACACAUGAUCCUGAUGCUUUGAUGAAUCUAUGGGAAGUCCAUUCUAGUGGGAAGCUCAUCAGAGAUUUAGCGGGAAUGUUAGUUCCAGAGAAACAUCAGCAGGAGUUCUUAGAUGAAUGGAUGACAUGCAUCGAUAAAAAUGAAUACGAAGCUGCUCUCAGAAAGUUGAAGGAAGAAGGUGAGAAAAUGUGAAAAUGAGUUGGAUUAAAAUUUUAAAAAUAUAUAUCAUUUCUUUUUCGGUCCAAGCGAAGCGCUGACCCCAGAUCCUCACUGCUGUUUUUGUUCUUGUUACCAAAAUCUUUAAAGCAUCCAGCGUCGCCAGUUUU
This is a messenger RNA of Anneissia japonica, 1385 nucleotides long. RefSeq lists its product as uncharacterized. Bases 235 to 1251 code for a protein of 338 amino acids. Gene Ontology annotation, biological process: regulation of apoptotic process. Gene Ontology annotation, molecular function: protein binding. The transcript is spliced from 4 exons. NCBI's taxonomy places the organism in Eukaryota, Metazoa, Echinodermata, Crinoidea, Comatulida, Comatulidae. The record is from RefSeq and is a predicted model, not a curated record.